Messenger RNA from Colletotrichum destructivum, 5592 nucleotides. RefSeq lists its product as uncharacterized. Lineage: Eukaryota; Fungi; Ascomycota; Sordariomycetes; Glomerellales; Glomerellaceae. The record is from RefSeq and is a predicted model, not a curated record. Bases 753 to 2126 code for a protein of 457 amino acids. The transcript has 7 exons.
CCGACCAAAGAGCUCUUACAGCCGCUAGACGGGCUGCGAAGAAGUCUUGGCUCACUCGUCACCACAGCUCGCUGUUCAGGGGUGGGCGCCUUCCGCCUCGAUGCUUCCACCCUCCCGGGCCCCCGUACAUGGCGCCUUGCCUGCAAACUGCAAGCCUCAUCACGCAUGCACGUGAGAGGACUAUGUAAGUUGCACUGAUGAACUCUUAGGACGGGAAUGUGUCAUCUAAUAUUUUGUACAAAUCCUCUCUCUGGCACGCCAUUCGGACUGGGACCACCAGGUAGCACACGACCCUGUUAACUGUCAGCCUUUUCUAUAAGGGUACGAUUCGUAUCUGAUCUCAAGUACGCAUUGUGCAGAAGCAUGGCAUAGAAACGACCCCAUUCGGUUGGUCCGCUUCGUUCCACCGCCUCUUAUUACAUAUCCCAUCAUCCUCCAUGCGGCCAGCCAUAACUGGCACACCGGGGCCCCUCAUCUCUCUCCACAUGGUGACCCUGCCUUACCGGGACCCAUCUUCAGGGCCUCGAUUCUCGGCGACCCUCUGGGACCCGCCCUCGGGGAGUUGGCAUUUCAUCUGGGUUCUAGCCUACGAAUGCACAAGGAUCUGAUGCCAUGGUUCCCAUGGCCCCGCAUAUGUAACGAUCCAGAUCUGCUGCCGCUUUCCUUCCUCCCUUUCACUUCCCUCCCUCUCACUUUGGCGAUGCUCCUGCCACAUUGUCACUCCCUAGAUAAUAACAGUACCACACAGCCAUAUGGCUGAGGUGGAUUUAUCAGAGAGCAAUGGCGGUGCUCUCGUAGUCACGUCCAUAACGCUCCUUGUUUUUACCUGGCUCUCUGUCGUUCUUAGAUGCUACGUACGAGCUUUCAUGACCAAGGGUUUCCAAAUCGAUGACUGGCUCAUGGUUGUGGCCCAGGCAAGUUUUCCCCUUCGGCAAUAUAAUCAUGGUCACAGUGUAUUGAUUGAUGCUCCAUCUCAGAUUGUUUUCACUCUCUCAUGCUCUCUCAUUCUCCUUGGCAUAAACACUGGUUUGGGCCACCACAACAAAGCCCUCGGCGAGAGGAGCGAGGUAUCGGCUCUGAUGUAUCAGGCCUUGGCUACGGCCACAUAUGUCCUCGACAUGCUCUUCAUCAAGCUGAGCAUCGGCCUUUUCCUACUGCGACUCUCCAACUCGAAGCUCUAUAACUGGAUCAUCUAUGUCAGUCUGGCUGUUGUGGCCGUUUGGAGUGUGGUGAUCUUCUUCUGGAACAUUUUCCAAUGCUCUCCGAUCGAAGCACAGUGGGAUUAUGCGAUUCCGGACUCCAAGUGCGUGUCACCGGACGCCGUCGUGGCGGCAGCCUAUUCCAUCAGUGUCAUGACCAUUCUGAGCGAUUGGCUAUAUACGAUGCUGACCUGUCUGGAGGCUCUUCUCCCCAUUCCUAUGAUUUGGAGCGUCAAGAUGACCAAGCAGGCCAAAGCGACGGUCAUUGUGAUCCUUGGACUUGGAAUAUUUGCCAGCAUUGCUACCUUGAUCCGACUCAAGUUCCUCGCCGAUCUAAGCGAUGUAACCGAUAUCCUAUUCAUGGGAACAGACGCCAUGGUCUGGACUCUCGUCGAGCCUGGAGCUGCCAUCGUCGCAUCAAGUUUAGUCACCGUGCGGCCUCUACUACGAGCAUGGAGGCUGAGCGGAUUCACAUCGACGGAUCGAACGCCGGGUAUGAGCGGUGCCAUAAGCGAGGGCUUGAGGUCAGGGACGGCACGGACGGCGCUCCGGUCGGCACCGCGGCAUGAUCCGUACGGUGUCGACGAUGGAGACACAGACCUGGAGCUCAACGGUAUGGUCAAAGAUGAGCCCAGGCCGCGGCCAACCCCCGAAAACGGAUACCCGUCGCCGUUUGCGCAGGCUGGCUUAGAGCGAACGAGGGGGCAGUUCGACCCGGACUUCAUGAAGCCGCCGACCCAGAAACGAGGCAGUCUGGCCAAAAGCGAAAUGUAUGUUAUCGAAGGGGACAAAGCGAGCGACAUCUGGCGGGGGGAUAGGAUAGGGUCUCCAAGCGCGUCCUCGGUCGACCUCGAGGGCCUCGACGGUCUCGAUGCCCAGAGCCAACACAGCGGACGUGUUGGCCUUGGGGGUCGCAGAGAUAGAUGAUGGCAGCUGAGUAAAGGUAAGGGGGGUAACGUGUCAGCACUGAAAUCACAUUUAUAUCAUGUGUUUGCGGUUUUCCCGGGCUUCGAGGAGCAUGUAGGCGGAUUUACGAGAGAGAGGCGUCAGAGCAAGAUCCCUCGCUAUGCAUGCACCCUGAGGUUUCCUGGACAAACAAAUGGCCGACCAUAGAUCACAUACCGGAAACCAAGCGGCUCGGCAGUACAGGGCAGGACAGAGUCACCUCGGAGACGGAGGGAAUGAUACUCAGGUAUGUAUCAAGGCACUUAGCAGCAUUUAUAUUGAACCGCGCCGCUCGGUUUGGCGCGUAGGCCAGUCAGAAUGGACGGGGGAUCCAAAGCCACCCACAUUUAGGCAACGCCAAUACAACUAAAACAUAUUUGAACAGCCCUAAUACGGGUCCCGGCGAUAGGCCGUCUCCGCCUCAGCGUAUGCAUCAUACGAGUAAAGAAAACCCUGGAUCUCGGGGCACGUCCAUCGCGACGGGAAGCCGGGCUGCGGCUCCUCUCCCGGCCUCAGCGACGCCAUCAUGACCUCGUCGCGGCGCUCCUGCUCUGGGCCGUCGGGCAAGUGGAAGUCGUCGCGCUGUCGGAAGGACUCCAUGACAAUACGCUGCCCGCGACCCAUGCGGAGGCGUUGGUACAUGGCCGCCGCCGCGGGGAGCUGCACAUCCUUUGUCCCGCGCCCGCCGACCUUGCCGAGGAGGUAGCCCAGCACAGCACCGUCUUCCAGGGACGAGUUUGCGCCCUGUGCGAGAUAGGGGAGCAUCGGGUGGCAGCAGUCUCCGGCCAUGAAGAAGAAACCGUCGGGGCUGGCCCAUUGGUCGAGGGGCUCAACCCAGCAGAGCUUCCACUUAUGGACGCUUUCAACCUGAUCCAGGAGCUUGCGGAGGAGGGGGUCCCAAUCGGAGAAGAGGGAGCGCAUCUCCUCGACGUCACCGAUGACCUUUGUCUCGCCCUCGGGGAGGUUGUCCGGGGAUAGCAGGCCCAGAUUGAGCAUGCGGCCUUGUUUCACAGUGUAAGACACGCCGUGGGACCGCGGGCCGAUCCAGAAGUGGACCGUUUCGGACUGUAUAAAAGCCUCGAGCUCGGCUUUGUGGGGGCCUUUGAGGGAGUCGAUCGGGAUCGCGAUCCGGAACGCCAGGUCGCCGGUGAGUGCCGGGGGCGAAGGUCGGUUAAGGAACUGGGCGCGGGUGGCUGACCACAUGCCAUCGGCGCAGACGACGACGUCGCCGGCGAUCGUGGAGCCGGGUCUGGAAGCGGAGGCGAUGGCGGUGGCGACAUCGCGGUCUUCGUGGUCGAGGGUCACGGUGGCGCGCGCAAAAUUCACGGAGCGGACGCGCGAGGAGAGCCGGAGCUCAACGCCGAGGGCGGUGCAGCGGUCAACGAGGGCACGCUGGAGCUCGACGCGGUGGAGCCCCCAAAAGGGGUGGCCGUAGCGGGACUGGAUGGUUUCCUGGAGCCGCGGCUCGUGGGCGAGGAGACGGGCGCCGUCGUAGCGGUGGACAGAGAGGGUCGAGGGACGGGUCGCGAGGACGGAGAGGGAUGGGCGCAAGCCCCAGGCGUCGAGGAGGCGGGUUGCGUUAGGUGUGAGUUGGAGGCCGGCCUGCGACAGCGAUUUUCCUUGACGGCUUCGAGGAUCGUGACGCGGUGGGAAGGGUUGGCGAGCUUGGUAGAGAGGGCCGUGGCCAGGCCUGCGAGGCCGGCGCCGAUGAUGAUGACAUGAAGAGAAUCCGAGGCGCCGGAUCCUGCUUCUUCGCUCAUGUUGGAUCAACUCGGGUCGACCAACUCAUGAAGGCAGGGUAGCGAAGUAUGGGCAGAUUGAGGUCACGAGAGCAGAGUUGGCUGAUUGUGCGAGAUGUGGUGCGCGAAGAGACGUGACAUUGCUCCUCUGACCACCACGAACUCGAAGGGACCCCACCCUUCUCCCCUUCCCGAGAGGUUGGACCGACAAGACCUGUUCCGACAGGUCUGAAGUCACAACCCACAACCACAGGUAAAAGACGCUGUUGCUGCGGCUUUGGGGGCUGGGUUCACGGAGGGUCUCAUAUGCGGAGUGUGGGGAAGACCGACGGGACGACGCCGUCUCUCAGGUUCGUCCCAAAAAGUUUUUUGGCUGCAGUCCGAGCUAAUGUCGUGUAGGGUAUCUUUCUCUUUUGUCUAUCCGCUGUCUCCCGGAAAUUUAGCGUCAAAGCCACUCGCUCUGUCUUUCCAUGUCCCCUUACCUCAUCUGGCCCCCCAGUCUACACACAGCUGUGACAUGUGUCGCCGAUGGUGACCGCCUCGUUGCACGCAUCCGCCGGAUUGGCGCGCGCUGACCAUCAACCCAUCCAGCCCCCCAGUGCCCUACUCGUCAGGAACAACAAGAUCUUCCGGGUCGACGUCCCAUUCCUCCUCAUCGCCCCAGGUGGGAGCGAGGACAAACCUGCCCAUGAUCUUGCCCAUGCCGAUGCUGUCGCCGCCGAUGAUGCCUUGCUUUGUCUUCUCAUCCGACUCUUCCACGAUCACUGCCGUGGUCAAGAAGUUCAUGCCCGCAGCUGGGCUGAGCUCCAGGGUUCGUCCGCCCCAGUCCAACUCGACUUUGCCGGACUUGCGAACCUUGAGCUUGCCCAUCAUGCCGGCUUGGGAAACAAGUUGAUUGAUGUCGGUCAAGUCAAUGUCUUUGUCCUCCUCGAUCUUGGCCUUGAUAUUCUCUUCCGACCUGGUGAGGUCAACAGGCUCGCCAGGCUGAUCCAGCAUGACAAUGUCGUCCGGCUCCGGCUUGACCUUGGGCGCAGUCGCAGGAUGCAGGGGCGGGAGUAGGGGUGGGAACUGGAAGAGGUACAAUCGGCCGUCCUUGUCCUGCACCGGCUCGGUCUCGGGUGCCUUGGAGUUCUCGUCCGGAACCGUGCCUAGUUCGCCCAACAGAAGUUGCAUGUCGUGCGUGAUCAUUUCCACCUCGGGGUCGGCCGCUGGCUUCUUCGUCUUCGGCUCAGGCGUGAUCUUCUCCUCGGCUUCGGGGGUCGAGGAUUUCACCCUGGCGUCAAAGUCGACUGGCGCUAUGUCCAUGGCGCCUGGUUCGGCUCCGGGUUCUGCCUUGACCUGGACCAUGCCUUUGGGUGCCGCAUGCCAAACCUUGGUCUCUUCCUCCACCCGAGGAGCAACGCCCAUCAAAGACUCGUUUCCGUCAACCCAUAGACUUUCUUCUGCCUUGCCUUGUUCUUCCGCCUCGAGCUCGGCCGAGGUGGCAAUGACCUUCUUCUCUUCUUUCUUGUCGAUUCGCGCAAUGCCCAUGGGCCAGAUAUUAUCGGGCUUCGAGCUGAUGAGGGCUGCUGUCGCUUCGUCGUCUGAGUCUGGCUCGCGGUCAACCGCGUAUCCGGCGAGCCUGUCGGCAUUGAUUCGGGCUUCGCGAUGACCGGAUGCCUCUCCAAACCCACCACCUUCUCUCUUGGCUCUGCCCCCUCCUCCGCCAC